UGCAAAGCUCGAGCAGAUGGGCGUGCGAGUGAGGUUUGCCCCGAGUCCGACUGGUCUCCUGCACCUCGGGGGCGCCAGGACAGCGCUCUUCAACUACCUGUUUGCCUCGGGCCACAAGGGACAGUGUAUCCUUAGGAUCGAGGAUACAGACCAGGUCCCGUGUGCUUGCACACACUGUGUGAAGCAGCAAUACCUAACACAUGAUGCCUAGCAGAGCCAUAUAGCUACCUAGCAGUUAACCCACACGUCACAUACUAUAUUAUACACCCCAUUGCAUAUGUGUCAAUGUGAUACCUUACGUAUGAGCUGUUGAGUUUGUGUGUGUGUGUGUGUGUGUGUGUGUCGAGGAGAGAAUGUUUUGUCGCAGGGUCGGUUGGUUCCCGGGUCGAAGGAGGGUCUGGAGGAGUCACUACAGUGGCUGGGGGUCCAGUUCCACGAGUCUCCCUCCAAAGGAGGACCAUACGGUCCUUACAUUCAGUCUGAACGUCUCUCACUAUACCAACAAUAUGCAAGAGAACUACUCAAUGGAGGGAGUGGUUACCCGUGUUUCUGCGGCAAGGAGAGGCUGCAGUCUCUCCGGCAGCGAGGAACGACUGGCUACGACAGGCGGUGCAGGAAGUUGAGCAGACGGCAGGCAAACGAGGAAAUGAGCAGGGGCUCCCCUUUUACCGUCAGACUGAAGGUGCCAGAGAAUGAAGUAGUGUGCGUGGAGGAUGCAGUGUACGGCAGAGUUGAAAUUAAAAGCUCGACCAUCGAAGAUCAAGUUUUGUUGAAAACUGACGGGUUUCCCACCUACCACUUUGCCUGUGUCGUGGACGACCACUGCAUGGAGAUAUCACACGUCCUCCGGGGAGAGGAGUGGUUGCUUUCCACUGCGAAGCAUUGUCUUCUCUACUCCAGUUUGGGCUGGAAGCCACCGCAGUUUGUCCAUCUUCCACUCCUGGUUUCAAGCACUGGAGAAAAGCUGUCUAAAAGACUACAGGGAACUUCUGUACUGAGCUACCAAGAGAGAGGGUUUCUGGCGGAGGCUGUGGCUGAGUUCCUCUGUCGGCUGGGGUGGAGUGGAGGAGGAGAGAGAGAAGGCCGGAGUCUGGAGGAGCUGGCCGCUAACUUCUCUCUGUCUGGGAUCAGCAGGAGCCCCGCUACAGUAGACGAGGGGAAACUAAUGUCGACGAACAAGAGACACUUCCGCAGACAUCUCCACGAUCCAGAGUCUGCUGCAGUCCUGGCCAGAAAACUGGCAGAGUGUGUCAAGACAACACUCACAGUGCCGCACGAUUCUAGUUCACUGGCACCCGAGUACCUCUUUCAAGUUCUGCAACUGCUAGAGGACAGGAUCUCUCUUAUUCCUCGAGUGCCAAUUGACGCUCCAUAUUUCUGGACACCUCCCAGUGCCACUAAAGAAUCCAUACCCUCCCCAGACAUUGCUGGUAGCCGUUUUAACUUAGUACUUAAUCAGAAACCUCAACUUGCUAGCAUAAUAAUAAUUAUAGUCUCUUCAAAGCAUUGCUUAUAUAUACUGUAUGGAAUACCUUUGGGCAUGAUUUUGUGUAAAAGCCUAGGUCUACAAACUCCCAAUACUAAAAGCAUAGAAACCUGCUUAGCCUGUAGCUAAUAUUCGAGUUGUGACCACUGCAGCCAGGUUGUUGGAAGAACUGAGUGGUAGGCUGCAGGAGUUGACUGACUUCUCCCAAGACUGUGUGGCUAAGGAGCUGAAGGGGGCGUCGGUAACCCUGGGUGUCCCUCACGGGGUCACCAUGCAAGUCUGUCGGGCUGCCAUUGUGGGGCAAGAGAGGAGUCCUGGACUUGCUGGCGUGUGCAGUGUUCUCGGGAAAGAACAAGUCUUGGAGAGGUUCAAACUAGCUGCAAUUGCAGUCAGAUGACCAGCAGUACUACGCACUGCAGUAUUGUUUGUUUGCCAGUACGGACUGUUUGGAAUCAACGGGAAAAACUUUGAAACUGAACUGUUAUGUACACUCCAGUUACAGCACUCUGCUGUACUGCCAGCAUAACGGUCCUCCGUAUGUAUUACUGUCUGUGGAAUGCGUUGCCAUGACUUCUACAAAGCAAAUGUUUACAUCCAAGCAUUCAGGAUCCACUACGAGGGUCUCGGGACAUUCCAAAGUCCACACAAUAA
This is a messenger RNA of Geodia barretti, 2137 nucleotides long. Lineage: Eukaryota; Metazoa; Porifera; Demospongiae; Tetractinellida; Geodiidae. The record is from the annotation of a GenBank genome assembly.